Urocitellus parryii (Arctic ground squirrel) is the source of this 864-nucleotide messenger RNA. RefSeq names its product CMRF35-like molecule 5. NCBI's taxonomy places the organism in Eukaryota, Metazoa, Chordata, Mammalia, Rodentia, Sciuridae. Gene Ontology annotation, cellular component: cell surface. Gene Ontology annotation, molecular function: signaling receptor activity. The record is from RefSeq and is a predicted model, not a curated record.
AUGGCCCAGGAGGCCACACACCUGAUCCCCCUCAUCCUGAUGGUGCUCCUGGCCUCAGGCUCCUGGGCACAGAACACAGAGUUCUUACAAAAACCAGAGGGAGAGAUGAUCGUAGUGAGAUGCCGGUACAAGACCGACCAACGCUCAAAGGUGAAGACCUGGUGUCGGAGAACGUCAGCAAAUUAUUGUAGAUUACUAGUGGGCAGGGGCAGGAAAGAGCCCCGAUCCUCCAUCCAGGAUCAUCUCAGGCUUGACUACUUCGACGUCACUAUGACUGCACUCAGGGUAAACGACUCCGGAGUCUAUUACUGUGGAAUCUAUGAAAAUACCGAGGUCYACAUUCUCAGAACCAUCCAUCUGAAGGUGUCUAAAGCUUCAACCCCUCCCACCACCAGGAGCAUCAGAAUGACAACAGCCAUGGCCUUUGCCACCAGCCCUGUCAUUGGAAGCCCUUCAGGCAACCGGAAGUGGAUAUUCAUCUCCUCUGGCGUGGUGGUGGCUGUCCUGCUGCUGGGGUUCAUUGUCCUCAUGGUCCUAUAUCUCAGGAAAGUCCGAGGAAGAGACAGGAAAGGUGAGAAGGAAUCCCACCACAUCUAUGAGGACAUUUCAGACCACAAGGAGGCGAAAGCCCCUGGCUUCCGUCAGCAGAUUCUCUCUGAUGAGGACACUGCGGCCAUCUGCUAUGCGUCCCUCAUCCAUCUAAACCACUUUGGCACUGAGGACCCCAUCUACAGUAACACUCACCCCAACUCCAACCCAAAGCCCGUUCCCCACCCCCUUCAGACUGUGGAAUAUGCCAGCGUGACCGGAAAAAGACUGCCACCCUCCCCGCCAGCCGCCCUCAGUGGGGAUCCUGGGAAUUGA